Molecule: messenger RNA, 1902 nt
Organism: Dermatophagoides farinae (American house dust mite)
Lineage: Eukaryota; Metazoa; Arthropoda; Arachnida; Sarcoptiformes; Pyroglyphidae
Source: RefSeq, a predicted model, not a curated record
AACAUCAAUGUCGCCACCACCACUACAGCCAACAUCUCAAUCAUCAUCAUUUUCAAUGUCAUUGAAACAGAAAAUUUUACCCGAAUCAUUGAAUCGUGCACAUUCCACUACAUCACUUUCAUCUUCUACUGCAUCGUUUCUAACCAAUCCAACUGGAUCAUUAUCAUUUAGAAAAUUUGAGGAGAAAAAACGUCAACAAUCUGAAAAGAAUCGUAUAAAAUCAAUUUUUAAACGUGCAUCAACAUUUCGUGAAUAUCGUUCAUCAUCGGCAGCUAGUUCUAGUCAACAACAUUCGAAUAGCAACAACAAUAGCCAGCAUACUACACAGGAAAAUAAUUCAUGGCCAUUUUUUUCAUUGGAACGUCCAUUCGAAGAAGUUUUAGCAAAAUUCUAUCCUGAUUAUGCAUUACGUGAUAUUAAUGUCAAUGUUGCGAAAUGUGUAGAAAAAGUGAAUAAAUUACUGAAUCGUGGUACCUCGAUUGAAGAUCUAACGGAAUUAAUGCAUGAUUUUUAUUCUACAAUGGAAAAUCGUUUUCAAACAAGUCCACAUUAUAAAGAUGUCAAUAGCGUUCAAUUCUCACAGCUUAUUGAUCAGACAGAAAAAAUUCUAAUGAAUAAAUUAUAUACAAAUUUAUUUGCACGUGUCCAAAACGAAGAAGAAGAACGUGAUCUGGAAUUGCAGAAAAAGAUUCGAAAUCUAAAUUGGAUAAUGUCUAAUCAUUUGGAUAUUGAAAUCAAUCUCAGACAUCCUAAGGUUAAAGAUUUAAUGGAUCAAGCAAUAACGGAAAUUAGUGAAGUUGAUUCGAAACAAAUUCCUUACGAAAAAUUGGAUGCUAUUGUUCGAUGUUCGAAAACAAUUUUUGAAAUGUUACAAAUUGACAAUAAUGCUGCCAUUUCGGCGGAUCAAUUUUUACCGGCAUUAGUUUUUGUCAUAAUAAAUGCUAAUCCGCCAUUAUUACAAUCGAAUAUAAAAUUUAUAACACGUUUUAGCACACCAUCACGUCUAAUGACUGGUGAAGCUGGCUAUUAUUUCACAAAUCUUUGUUGUGCGACAACAUUUAUCGAAAAAAUUUCUGGUGAAUCACUUAAUAUGAGUGAAAGUGAUUUUCAGAGCUAUAUAAAUGGUGAAGCACAGCCACCGGGCUAUUAUAAACAAUCAUUUCUAUGUGAACCAUUUCGUAUAAUGAAUUCUAAUCAUACGAUAUUAAAUGAUACAAUUAAACGUAAUGCUCAAUGGUUAGAAAAUCUUGACUAUCUAGAAAAACGUAUGGAUCGUUUUGAACAAAUAUUUGAAAAUAAGUGCCGUGUGGCUAUCGAUUCAUCGAAAGAAAUGAUUGCCCAACAUUCAACAUAUAAAAUUUUCGACACAGCUAGUGUUGAUGAUGUUGAUCCAUUAUUAUUUCCGGAAAAUUUUCGUGAAACAUACAAAAAACAUAGACAACAAAAAAAGGAAAAAGAAAACCUUUUGAUUGAAAUUGAAUCAACAUCAUCAUCACCAAAUCUAAAUAUCAAUGAUGUAUCUGUCGAUAGUCAAAUUGUCUGUGAUCAGUUAGCUUCAAUCGAUUUUAAUCAUGAUUCAUCAAUCGAACCUUUGACGGUGGAAACAAACGACGACGAUAAGGACAACAACAACGAUAAUGAUGAUGAUGGUGGUGGAUUUCCAAAACUUCCAAAUCCAUUAUGUCCAGAACCUAUUUCAACAACAACGACGGUCAACUCAAAUUCAGAUCAAUCGGAAAAAACAAGCGAAUAGCAAACCAAAACAAAAAAAAACGUUGCAAUUAAUUUAUAAAAAAAAAUUUUAAUUCCACUAGAUUGAAAAAAAAGAGUGUUUGUGUUGUAUGAUGUUUUAGUAGGAGAAAAUUUAUUUAAAAAAUUUUUUUUUGUUGUGAAAAAUAUUAC